Molecule: messenger RNA, 363 nt
Organism: Colletotrichum costaricense
Lineage: Eukaryota; Fungi; Ascomycota; Sordariomycetes; Glomerellales; Glomerellaceae
Product: microtubule-associated protein CRIPT
Exons: 1
Coding region: 1-363 (120 amino acids)
Biological process (GO): cytoplasmic microtubule organization
Molecular function (GO): microtubule binding
Source: RefSeq, a predicted model, not a curated record
AUGGUCUGCACAAAGUGCCAAAAGCUCGGCAAGGGCUCCACGACCCUCGCGACGCCCUCUGUCAAAAAGAAGAGCGAAAUCUACCACGGCUCCUCCUCGUCCUCGUCUUCCUCCGCCACCAAGUCCGCUACGCUGGGCACGACCGGCAUCGGCAAGAGCAAGCUGCUCUCCAAAGCUGCCAAGAACCCUUACGCCCAGUACUCCAGCGCCUGCUCGAAGUGCAAGACAAAGGUCUCUCAGGGCCACUCCCUCUGCCAGUCGUGCGCCUAUCGAGCCGACUCGUGCGCUUCGUGCGGGAAGCCGAACAAGAAGGCCAAAGGGGCUGCUCCGUCGAUCGCGGGACAAAAGUUCACGUUGAAGUGA